AUGGAAAAUAACACCACCACCACCAAGCGGCUGCAACGCCCAGGCUUCGGCCUCCCCAUAUGCUCGCAGCCAGAUCAGGACACCUUCCCCAGCGCUGUGCUUGGGUGGAGCCCGGACCCAGCUACGGAGCGCGAGCACAGCAUGCUGGCCGUCAUGGACGCGCUGACCGACAAGCCGGACUGGGAGCACAAGAUCUUCGACGACGCCAUCGUCGCGCGGUGGCGUUCUGAGGCAGUGUACGAGCCGCCACCGCUGCGCUCGUGGUCGCAUGUGACGCACACUACGCGGCAGGGGUUUGACGAUGCGAUGUUUGAUUUUUGCAUCGCCGAGCUACGCGACAAGGCCGCCAUCUACGCCUCGAAGCGCUUCGUCCGCGUGCUCGACACGGGCACCGCGGUCGCCAAGUCCGACGUACUCAUCCCCGACUCCCUGCGGCAGCAGCUGGUGCGGACGGUAGCGGAGCUGCUGGAGGACGGCGUGCCGGAGGCGAAGAAGGACUGGCACCCGCGGUCGGACGAGCAGGUGCUGGACCUGGUGCACCCGUCGCUGUUCCCGCUCGUCUACGGGCGGUCGAAGAUCCUGGGGGACGGCCACACGCUCGGAUUGGACGACUGCUUGGCAGAAGCCGGCUGCGGCGAGACGGUGCCGCGCGAGUGGAUCGAGCAGGUGUGGGGAUCCCAGAACAAGGUGUGCCGGUAUUGGAACAGGCCGCUGUGGUCGAACCACUUCCAGUGGCUGCCGUGCGAGGUUGCGUUCACGGAGGAGGGGAAGACGCGGAUUGCGAGUUAUGUGAAUAACUUGCAUCCGGUCAGGCAGAGGGCGCUGUACCCCCUCAUUGAGCGCGUCAUGGAUGCUGCGAUGCCGCUGUGGGAGGAGGUUCUGGGGUACACGGCGGAACAUCAUGAGGCCGAGUCGUACCAACGCGUGGCUCUUGACGAUCCGUACUAUACCUACCAUGAUAUCGCGCAUGAAUUAUCUUUAGGUUGGGACCCGGACGAUGAUGACGAAGAGGACGAAGAGGACGAAGAGGACGAAGAGGGGGAGUCCAACGAAGAUGAUGAAGACGACGAGGAGUACGAGGAAAUCGAGGACGACAGAGACGAAGAAGACGACGGAAAUGAAGCGGAGAAACCAAAGGAUAGGAAACUCACUCGACUCGAAAAAAUGGACUCGGUCCGCACGAUCAUCCUUCCGAGCCCCAAACCCUACGAUGAAGAUAACAGCAAGCACACUUCCAAAGAGUUCAAAGUCGACCUCCGCCAGAAAUUCGCUUCGGAAGGUCUUCAGGUCAUCGUCAAGCUCGCAAAUAUCCACCUGAAGCCCGAAAAGCCCACCUACCGCGGUGGAUCAUGGCACGUUGAGGGUAUGCAAAAUGAAUGGAUUUGCGCGACGGCCAUCUAUUAUUACGACUGCGACAAUGUGACCGAUAGCUACCUCGGAUUCCGUCAGGGUGUCGACACGGAGUAUAUAACAGAGAAGCAAGAGUGGCAGUUUGAUUGGGGUGGACUGGAGUAUAUCUACGGCUUCAGGCAGGAGCAGCCUUCGAUUCAAGACGUGGGUCAUGUCCUCACGAAGCAAGGCCGCCUGGUCGCCUUUCCAAAUGUUUUCCAGCACCGCGUCGAGCCCUUCAGCCUGCAGGACCGCUCCAAGCCAGGCCAUCGUAAGAUCCUUGCCCUUUUCCUGGUCGACCCGCACCAGCGAAUCAUCUCGACGGCGAAUGUCCCCCCGCAGCGUCACGACUGGUGGGCUGAGGAGGUCGCCAAUGGGCGGGUCGGAGAGCUUCCAGCGGAGCUGACGGAGAUGAUCACCAUGAACGUAGAUGACUGGCCGAUGGGUAUGGAGGAGGCAAAGGAUCUGAGAGAGGAACUGAUGAUCGAGCGAACGGCGACUGAGGCUAAAUUUGACGACCAGGUGUUCGAGAAACUUAAUUUCUGCGAGCAUUGA
This is a messenger RNA of Lasiodiplodia theobromae, 1944 nucleotides long. RefSeq names its product Zinc-binding oxidoreductase. The coding region runs from base 1 to 1944 and encodes 647 amino acids. The record is from RefSeq and is a predicted model, not a curated record. The transcript is spliced from 3 exons. Lineage: Eukaryota; Fungi; Ascomycota; Dothideomycetes; Botryosphaeriales; Botryosphaeriaceae.